AUGGCACAGUCAGAGACCUUUACCAUCAGGACUCCCUGCUCGUCCGCCAAUAUUGGCCCUGGCUUCGACGUCAUUGGCCUCGCCCUCUCCAUCUACCUCGAGCUCACCGUCACCAUUGACCGCUCCAAGACCUCGUCUGAGCUGCCCCUCAACUGCCGUAUAACCUACGAAGGCGAGGGUGAGAACUCGGGAGACAUCUCGCUUGACCCUCCAAGAACCUCAUCACUCGCGUCGCCCUCUACGUUCUCAGGUGCAAUGGCCAACGCGCCUUCCCCGUCGAAACACAUGUUCACAUCAAGAACCCAAUUCCCUCGGCCGUGGCCUGGGAGCUCUGGCGCUGCUGUCGUAGCCGGUGUUAUGCUUGGAAAGGAGGUUGGUAGCCUUCAUCAUCUCGACAACGACCGGUUAUUCGACUUCUGCUUGAUGAUCGAAAGGCAUCCCGACAAUGUCGGCGCUGCGCUAUUUGGAGGCUUCGUCGGCACCUACCUAAAGCCCCUGUCGCCCGAGGACGUUGCCCGCGUUGAGAUCCCCCUGAGCGAGGUCCUCCCCGAACCUGCCGGCGGCGUUGAUACCGGAAAGAGCCCGCCGGAGCCUCCCUUUGGCAUCGGCCACCGAAUCAACUUUCCUUGGGCAAAGGAGAUUAAGGCCAUCGCCAUCAUCCCCGACUUCGUCGUCGCCACACACGACGCCCGUUCCGUUCUUCCCAAGGACUAUUCCCGUGCCGAUGUGACUUUUAACCUCCAGAGGAUAGCCCUGCUUCCCGUCGCGCUCGGCCAGUCCCCUCCCGACCCGGAGCUCAUCUACUUGGCGAUGCAAGACAAGAUUCACCAGCCCUACCGAAGCACCCUCAUCCCAGGCCUAGGAGAGAUCGUCAGCUCCAUGUCCCCUCCACGCAACCGGGAUUCCUCGGUUGCUGAAAUCGCCAACAAGAUCAUUGCUAUAUUAAAGAAGUCUAACCCCAAGCCCGACUUGGCUUGCCAAUGGCGCAUCCUUGAGCCUGCCAACGGCACCGAGGUCAUCAGUACUCCUAGUUGCAAUAAUGUGGUUAUCUUUCACAUACGACCAAAGCCUGCUGAAAACACGCGAUCCCGUCCGCUCUCGCCUAGUUAA
Parascedosporium putredinis is the source of this 1110-nucleotide messenger RNA. Lineage: Eukaryota; Fungi; Ascomycota; Sordariomycetes; Microascales; Microascaceae. The record is from the annotation of a GenBank genome assembly.